GCUGGUUGUUGUUGCUACUAACUACAACAUCGCGAAGCGAACCAUUUGACUUAUCGGAUUCUGGUUCCCCGUUGUGAAGUCCUCCAAAUAAUACCCUCAUUGAUUUCAAAUCAAUCGUUAGGUGGACAUCUUCCGACAGGGGCAGUUGGCCCAUAGUUUACAUCAGACCGACACCAAAAUGUCCCUUCUAUCAAAAGCAGACGAAGCUAAACUCAAAGGACAACUACAAGAUGCCGUGAUAUCAUGCACAGAGCGCUGUUUAUAUAGCUCAGCAAAAUGGGCCGCCGAAUUACUGAAUUCCUUUCCAGAAACUGAUGACGAUGGCUCCGAGACUGACGUGGAUUCGGCCAUGUCCGAUCCUCCUCCACCCCAGACACCUACACCCUCCUCGAAAGAUCCCAUUGAGGCAAGACUCGAAGCUCGAGAGACGCAGAAAUACCUACUAGCCAAAACCUUUUUCGACUGUCGCGAGUUUGAUCGAUGCGCCGCCAUCUUCCUCCCAGACUCACUGCCCAAAACUUCGUUCCUGGUCACUCCCUCCCCCGCGAGUAAAUCGAAACCUCACGGAAAGUCAAAAAUAAAGCUAGGCACACCUACAAAACCAGCGCUGUCAGCGGCCGUCGUGAAGGGACUGAGUCAGAAGGCACUCUUCCUAUCGUUAUAUGCCAAGUACAUUGCUGGUGAGAGGCGCAUGAAUGAGGAUAGCGAGAUGAUAUUGGGUCCACAGGAUGGAAUCACGACCAAUAAAGAGUUACCAGGCAUAUCAGCUAUUCUAGAGGAGUGGUUUUCAGGGCUUGCCAACAGCGGCCGGAAACCCCAAGGAUGGCUAGAGUAUCUUUACGGACUUGUCCUUGCGAAAGGGAAGAAUGAAAAGCAGGCUCUCGAAUACUUCAUCCAAAGUGUCAACUGUUGCCCCUACAACUGGGGUGCCUGGCAAGAAUUGUCCACAUUGUUUUCUACGAUCGAAGAGCUACAUCAAGUAACCCCUCAGCUUCCGCAGAAUAUCAUGGGGUUUGUGUUUCAAAUUUACGCUUCGCAAGAGCUCUAUCAGUCCGCAAAUCAGGUUCACAACUCACUGGCCCAAAUUCUCGACAUAUUCCCGGGGUCUGCUUUUCUACAAACUCAGCGAGCAUUGCUCUACUAUCACAGCAAAGCAUACGAAGAUGCUGAGCAGAUUUUCUCCGAACUACUGGUCGCAAACCCUCAUCGCAUUGAUGCAAUGGAUUGUUAUUCCAACGUCCUGUAUGUUCUUGAGAAUAGACCAAAAUUGGCUUUCCUGGCACAGCUCGCGAUGACCACCGACAAAUUUCGACCCGAGACUUGCUGUGUGGUUGGGAACUACUACUCUUCAAAAUCGGAGCAUGAAAAGGCAGUCAUCUACUUCCGGCGGGCCCUGACACUGGACCGCACCUUUCUAUCGGCUUGGACAUUGAUGGGGCAUGAGUUCAUCGAAAUGAAGAAUACGCAUGCAGCAAUUGAAUCAUACCGACGCGCUGUAGAUGUAAAUCGGAAAGACUAUCGUGCAUGGUAUGGCUUAGGGCAAGCCUACGAAGUCUUGGAGAUGCAUUCAUACGCCAUUUUCUACUACCAGCGUGCUGCUGCCCUGCGGCCUUAUGAUCCAAAGAUGUGGCAUGCGCUGGGUGCCUGCUUCGGAAAGGUAGGCAAGGUAGCAAAUGGCAUACGAGCAUAUAAACGCGCAUUAGUGGCAGGCUCCUUCUACGACAAUAAUGUUGGAUCAAGCUUCGGUAGUGGCGAAGUGUCCGGCUUGGGAGGUGGAGUUCUCGAUCCCGAGGUUCUUUUCAAUAUUGCCUUGCUCUAUGAGCGAGUUAACAAUAUGGGGGAGUGCGCUGCUUAUAUGGAACUGGUGCUGGCGCAAGAGGAGGGUCCAGACUACGAUGAAUCUGUGGGAGAUAUGGCUGGCGGUGUAGGCGUUACGCCUACCACGAGCAAAGCCAGGCUAUGGCUCGCGAAGUGGGAAUACAUGCGUGGCAUGUAUCAACGGUCUAUGGAGCUAGCGAACGAACUUUGUCAGGAUGGUGUCGAGGUGGAAGAUGCGAAAGCCCUAAUUAGGGACAUACGGGCUCGUAUUGAAAGCCAAAAAGGUGACUCGAGCGUAGCAUGAUCAGUGAAGCUAUUCACCAGAUCAAGUGAAGUUGUUUCAUCUUUCAGCUUCGGGGUGAAGUUGGCAUUUGCGGGCGCACAAGCAUGAUACCCACUUUAUUCUAGUAAUUGAUAGUUUUACCGAUCCUUCAAUAAUUCUUUCUUUG
This is a messenger RNA of Aaosphaeria arxii CBS 175.79, 2267 nucleotides long. Its product is annotated as TPR-like protein. Gene Ontology annotation, cellular component: anaphase-promoting complex. The transcript has 3 exons. The coding region runs from base 179 to 2122 and encodes 647 amino acids. The record is from RefSeq and is a predicted model, not a curated record. Gene Ontology annotation, biological process: cell division. NCBI's taxonomy places the organism in Eukaryota, Fungi, Ascomycota, Dothideomycetes, Pleosporales. Gene Ontology annotation, molecular function: protein binding.